Mytilus trossulus (common blue mussel) is the source of this 2593-nucleotide messenger RNA. RefSeq names its product FMRF-amide neuropeptides-like. The record is from RefSeq and is a predicted model, not a curated record. The transcript has 2 exons. Lineage: Eukaryota; Metazoa; Mollusca; Bivalvia; Mytilida; Mytilidae. Bases 164 to 1228 code for a protein of 354 amino acids.
AUUCCUGUCUACUUUAUACGGCUAAUUCAUUGAAUAACUAUGAUGGGAAACUGCGUCACUUGGGUAUUACUUAAAUGAGGUGUCCGUUGAAGUUUAUUUGGAAAGACACUGUUUUGGGAGUUAGGUUACACCAUUAACAUUAUUGACAAAAGAACCACAGACAAUGCAAAAUAAACUUUCCCUGACUGUAAUAUUUUGCCACUUCAUCUGCAUACUAUGUGACCAAAAUAAAGAACAACCAAAUCGAAACAGACGCUUCAGUAAGUUUGUUGUAGGAGCUAGUGAUAAUGGUGAAGAUCCAGGUGUCAGUGCAGAAAAACGACUCAGUUCAUUUAUGAGAAUUGGUAAAUCUAAUCCGGAAGAAAAACGACUUAGUUCUUUUGUAAGAAUAGGAAAAUUACAUCCUGAAAACAAACGUUUAAGUUCAUUUGUAAGAAUUGGUAAGUCCCAACUUGAGAAUGAACUACCUAGUUCUUGGCCAUAUGAUGAAAAGCGAAUGAGCUCUUUCGUAAGAAUAGGAAAAUCAAUGACUCCAAAUGAAGAUAUCAGUAAAAGGUUAAGUUCUUUUGUACGAAUUGGAAAAAACUACCCGGAAGAAAAUAAAAGAUACAGUUCUUUCGUACGCAUUGGAAAAGAUUUGACAGAUGCACUGGCAAAACGAAGUAGAACAAGCUCAUUUGUAAGAAUAGGCAAAAGUUACGGCGAGCUUGACAACGGUGUAUUACCUGAUUAUGAACUUGUUGAAAAGCGUCCACACUCUUCAUUUGUUCGAAUUGGAAAGGCCAACACAGAUCCAGAAAAACGGUACAGCUCAUUUGUAAGAAUAGGAAAACAGUCAGACAAGAUGGGACCUGAAUAUGUAAAAAUAGACAAUGCCGACGUGGCAGCUCCAAACGAUGAAACUGAAGAAUCAUACAAAUUGGUUAAAGAUGUAGGUAGUUUACAAGGACCAGAAGAAGAUCAAAGCAUGAAAAGACGAAGGAGGAGUGCUGAGCUAGAUCAACUAUCAAAACGAGGCUUUAUUAGAAUUGGAAAGAUUCCAUCUUCCUCAUUCAUGCGUAUUGGCAGAAGCAGAUUAAUAAAUUCUCUUGUACUGAGGAAAUACAUCAGAGAAGGGCGCAGAGGACAUUCGUCUUUCAUCAGGAUAGGAAAACGGGCAGAUUUACCAGUAGAAAGUAACAUGCAUGAUGAUGGUUUAAUGUUUUUGCUUCAAAAACAAGAUGUGUGAAAUACUAUAGCAUCUGUAUCACGAUGACAAUCAUAAUGAAAGUCUUAUAGAUUUAGAAAAAAAAUGUAACUGUUUACUGGUGGUAUAUACACAUUAUUUCAAAUUAUCCCAGUUUACACAAUUCUGUAUAUUUAACACCAAUAAUGUUGAUGUCUUAUAUAGGGCGGCCACGAUCAGUUUUGGCACAAAACUAUUCCUUCAAAUAUAAACAUGAUAUGCAAGUAUUGUGGUUGUAAAAGGUGAAAAAAUGCAUGAUCGAUUUCUGCUACAUUUGCUUUAUACAGCGGGUAUACGUAAUGUGAUGAAAUCUAGGGAUAUUUGAACAUUUAAAAUAGACAUAAAGAAUAUACAAAUUAUUUUCAACAUAUUCUGUCAAAUUCAAAUUUAUUUAUCGAUACAAAAAGUGUGAGAGUAAUUUACAAUUCCAAUAUUUGAUCACAUGAUUAAAAAUAUUAUAUAAUGAUGUUUUAAUCUCAAAGAUGAAACACAAGUCUGUAUUACUGUAAAUAGUUAUUCUGUUUUAAAAGUUACCUUACUUCUAAAGAAAUAGAUCAUGGGAAAAUUAAAACUCCGCAUAAACCUUUAAUCGUGUGUGUCUGUUUAGCACAUUUUUCAAAUUCUAUUGGUUUUAAAGUCAAAAGAUUGUUAACUUUUACCUGUGUGAUAUACAUAAAGAUCGACAACUCGGUCAUUUUAAUAUGAAGCACACAAGUAAAAUGUUCUUUGGCAUUUUUGCACUGGUUAAUUUCCUUUUUUAACUGUUAAAAAACAAUUGAUGAUAUGGUUCUUACUUUCAGUCACCAUUUCUAUGUUGAAUGUAAAAACUACAACAAUUAUAGUCUAGUGAGCUGUGGAAGUAAUGAAGGUCUAAUUAACGACUUUAGCAUUAUUAAGUUCGAUUUAAGAGAUAUUUGUUUGAACAAACAGAAGUUGAUGGUUAUUUUAAUGAUGGAUUGUAUGAUGAAAAUAAAACUUCUUCGGAUUUCCAAUUAACUUGUGGGGUCAAAAAUAUAACAAACGAUGUAGUAUUAUCGAUUUGAUGUGGACAUUGUUUUCAUUGUAAACUAUCUGUUUUGUUUUUCUAUCUUCUUUCAAUAACAAUUUCAAGCGCUGUGCUCAUCAAAAUGUAAAAAAAAUUCUUGAAAGAUAUCUUUACCUUCGUCCCAUUAAGCUGUCUUCAGUCUAGAAAAUGCAUUGAAAACCGAUAAUAUUAAAAUAUGAGUAGCAUUAUUAUACCAUAAAAAGCAGGUUGACCGGAGACAUAACUAAUUUGUAAAAUUAUGCAAAUGGAGCAUACUUAUAUUAUGUACAGUGCUUUAAUAUAAUUUUUGUUAUAUGUUGAAGAGCAAUAAAAUAAUUUUAUGA